Molecule: messenger RNA, 5634 nt
Organism: Lachancea fermentati
Lineage: Eukaryota; Fungi; Ascomycota; Saccharomycetes; Saccharomycetales; Saccharomycetaceae
Source: the annotation of a GenBank genome assembly
AUGACGUCGCAUGUGUCGAGGUUGGACAGACAGGUUAUUCUCCUGGAGACCGGGUCGACGCAGGUGGUGAGGAACAUGGCCGCGGACCAGCUGGGCGAUCUGGCUAAACAACACCCCGAGGACACACUAUCACUGCUGUCGCGCGUGUACCCGUUUCUGCUUACGAAAAGAUGGGAGACACGGAUUACUGCAGCUCGCGCGGUGGGCGGAAUCGUCAGCCACUCAUAUGCCUGGGACCCUAAUGGCGACGACGACAGUGGCAGUGACGUUUCACCGGCCGCUGCGCCUGCUGGUAGCGCGUCCGAUUUCGCUACGCAAGUCAAGCAAGAGGAGCUUGCGGCCGACGUGGCAUCGGUUACAGGCGUAGGCGAGAACGCCAAGGUGAAGCUCGAGCAAGAGAUGCGUCUCAAGCUCGAACAGCUCGACGAGAGCGACGAGUGGAAGUCGCUACAGGACGACUCCAACCUGUACUCGCUGUCGCAAUGGAAGCUCAACGAGGUGCUCAAAUCUGGGAAGGUUCUUCUGGCGUCAAGCGUGAACGAUUAUCCUGCAGAAGAACAGCCACAAGCCAAGAAAGUUGCUAAAGCAGAGGUGAAACCCGAGUCUCUCGAAAGGCCGACGGCUCUCGAAUCCAAGAAAAGUGCUAGAAUGCUUGCCAUGGCCAAACGGAAGCGCAAGAUCCAGGCCAAAACCACUACGAAGAAGCCUGUUGACCUAUCUCAGAGCUCUAUCUCCCGAAACCUAAUGGCCCAGGAGGAGUCCAGCCAGAGCCCUACGCCGUCCCCGACCAUGCUUAAUAAUCCCAAAUUGGAAAUAACCGAGCAAGCGGACUCAAAAAAAAUUAUGGUCGAAUCGGUAAUGACUCCCCUGUUAGAGAAGCACGAGAGAAUUGCCGGCCUGGUUUGGCAAUUCCAGGGUGUCUAUGAACUUCUGCUGGAGAACCUCACUCACGAGGCUUGGGAAGUCAGACACGGAGCUGCCUUGGGUCUGCGAGAAAUCAUAAAAAAGCAUGCUAAGAGCGUUGCGAGGAUACGCGGUAAAAGCAAAGAGGAAAAUGAUCACCGGAACCGCAAGGCUCUAGAAGAUUUAGCAACUAGGCUAUUGACAAUCUUUGCGCUAGAUAGGUUUGGAGAUUUCGUGUACGAUACCGUUGUUGCUCCUGUUCGAGAAUCUGCUGCUCAAACGCUAGCUGCGCUAUUACUGCAUUUGGAUGAAGAAUUGAGCGUGAAAAUAUUUGGCGCUUUGGAACAACUUGUUCUGCAAGACCCAAAGUAUAUUGGGCUACCGAACAAGAUCUGGGAGGCUACACACGGUGGUCUGCUUGGCAUCCGUUAUUUUGUCAGUAUAAAGACAGAUUUUUUGUUCGAGAACAAUUUGCUUGAUAACGUUGUCAAUAUAGUCCUGUAUGGUCUCAACGAACAUGACGAUGAUGUUCAAAGUGUAGCUGCUGCAAUUCUGAUACCAAUCACUUCACAGUUUGUUCAAUUGGAGCCAUCAAUGCUUGAUCUUGUAUUGAGUACCAUUUGGAACUCGCUUACCCAUUUGGAGGACGAUUUAUCGUCUAGUGUGGGCUCUGUUAUGGACCUCUUAGCAAAGUUAUGUGAGCAUCAACAGGUUCUAGAAGUCCUAAAAAGUAAGGCCGUAUCCCACCCCAUCGAAUGGUCAUUCAAGAGUCUCGUUCCCAAACUGUACCCAUUUCUUCGUCACUCUAUUACAAAUGUCAGAAAAGCAGUUUUAAAUUUACUUCAAGCAUUUUUGUCUAUCAAAGACGACUUCAUCAAGCAUUGGAUAAAUGGGAAAGUGUUCAGGCUUAUUUACCAAAACAUUCUUCUGGAACAGAAUCCAGAGGUUUUAAAAAUGUCUUAUGACGUUUAUAUCUCCAUGCUCUUGGAAUACAGAGCCAAAAAUCCUGACAAGAAUGUGGACCAUUUGUUUGGUAAGCACUUGGCUCCAAUUUUACAUCUUUUGAUUACGCCAAUAGGUGAACAUGGGAAAAAUUACAAUAUGGAGCUUCAGUAUAUUUUAAAACCAUCACAGCAUUAUCAACUCCACUUGGAAAGAAAAAGGAAUACAUCAGUAGCUGCAAAAUCGGAUAUACCUCCUCCAGCAAACAGUGAGCGCGUGAACAUCGAUGCUCCGAUGAUUGCAGGUGAUGUCACUUUACUCGGAACGGAAGUUAUAUUCAACACAAGGGUGAUGGGUGCAAAAGCUCUGGGAUUGACACUUGCCAUGUUCCAGGAAGCAACUUUGAAAUCAUUCUUUUCAAAUGUCUUGGUUGAUUGCCUGAAAUUACCCUACGCUACACCUAGGAUGCUUGUCGCUAUUAUUGUCUCUGAGUUUUGCAAAAACGUCCUUCAGCCUUUUCCUCCUACAGAACAACAAAGUAUACCGUCGUUUGUCUCGGAAACUUUCCAGCCUAUAUUUGUUAGUCAUUUAAAUGACCCAUCGAACUUUCCAACUUUCAGGGAGUUAGUACCUAGCCUGAAAGCAUUGAGAACGCAAUGCCAGAGUCUACUAUCGACAUUCGUUGAUGUUGGGAUGCUACCACCUCAGAGACUACCUCAGCUGGCAAUCAUUGUUAAAGGGGAAUCUGAAGCGGGUUCAGAAGCUUUUGGUAUAGACACCGCAGAAAGAGUUCACGGUGAGUAUUCAGAUAAGUUAUUCAAACAUUUGAGCAACUCUUACAAGAUUUUGGCUAAGAAACCUUUAGAAGAUGCAAAACAUCGAGUUUUACAAGCUAUUGAAAUCGCGAAAGAGGCCAAGAGAUCGCGCACAUGUAAUGUGCUUUCCAAUUAUGCUUCGGCCGCUUUGCUGUUUGAUGGUCUGCCUGCGAAGCUGAAUCCUUUUAUUCGCGCUUUAAUGGAUAGUAUCAAGGAGGAAAAAUAUGAAAUUUUGCAGCAAAGAUCAGGCGAUGCGGUGAUUAAUUUGGUUGUCGAUCUGGUGAAGAGCAAUAAGGGAAAUGUUGCCAAUAAGAUUGUGAAAAAUUUAUGCGGCUUUUUGUGUGUUGAUACAUCAGAGGUGCCGGAAUAUGCACCAAACAUUCAGUAUAAAGAUGAAAUACUGACGCUAAUAAGAGAAGCGAGUAGUUUAGCCUUGCAAGACGAUGUUCGGGCUAAGAAGUUGGCCGAAGAAGCGCAUAUGAAACGGAAUGGAUCAAUGUAUACAUUAAGCCAGCUACUGGUACAACUUGGAGGGGAUGUUUUGACUAAAGUCCCACAGAUGAAACAGACGAUUUUAGAUCCUUUACAAAAAGGACUAGAGGAUUUUGAUGGCGCUGAAUUAAGCGCAAAAUUGGGCCAAGAAAUUGUCGAUGCAAUGGGGAUUCUAAGGACUCUUUUUGUUUACAUGCAUCCGGAUAUUCAACAACAAGAGGUAUUAACUCGCUUGCCUCUUUUGCUCAAAUAUCUGAGGUCAAAGUACGCCAUUUUCAGAUAUUCAGCGGCAAGGGCACUUGCUGAUUUGGCUAAUGUUCUUCCGGUGACAGUUAUUUCCUUUUUAAUCAAGGAAGGUCUGCCGCUGAUGAAUAACCCGGCUUCUGUAACCGAUCGGCAGGGUCUUAUCGAAUUGGUAUAUCAUUUGUCGCUUAAUAUGGGCAGUGAUAUUCUACCUUAUGUUGUAUUCUUAAUUGUUCCAUUACUGGGUCGCAUGAGUGACUCCAAUACAGACGUUAGAACUUUAGCAACUACGACAUUUGCAUCAAUUAUAAAACUGGUUCCAUUGGAAGCUGGUAUACCCGAUCCAGAAGGUCUACCAACUGAGUUGAUGGAAGGAAGAGAAAAAGAGCGUGAUAUCCUACAGCAAAUGAUGGAUCCCUCAAAAGCCAAACCUUUUAACUUACCUGUGGCCAUCAAGGCGACUUUAAGAAAGUAUCAGCAGGAUGGUGUCAAUUGGUUGGCAUUCUUGAACAAAUAUCACCUACACGGUAUAUUGUGUGAUGAUAUGGGACUCGGUAAGACAUUGCAAACUAUCUGUAUCAUCGCUAGUGAUCAAUAUUUGAGAAAACAAGAAUAUGAAUCAACACAGUCCAUUGAAGCUAGGCCAUUGCCUACGCUGAUAGUGUGUCCGCCUUCGUUAACCGGACAUUGGGAGCAGGAAUUCGAACAGUAUGCUCCUUUCCUAAAAAUAUUGGUGUACGCUGGAGGUCCAUCGACGAGACAUCCAUUACGAGACAAGCUUGGUGACGUUGAUAUCGUUGUUACUUCUUAUGACGUUGCCAGGAAUGACAUAGAUGUGAUCAUGAAAUAUGACUACAAUUACUGUGUUUUGGAUGAAGGUCAUAUAAUAAAAAACGCGCAGUCCAAGCUUGCAAAGGCAGUCAAAUUGAUCAGGGCUAAUCAUCGUCUCAUUUUAACGGGUACACCAAUUCAAAACAAUGUUGUAGAAUUAUGGUCACUAUUCGAUUACUUAAUGCCCGGCUUCUUGGGCACAGAAAAAAUGUUUCAUGAACGUUUUGCGAAACCUAUUGCUGCUUCUAGAAAUAGUAAAACGUCUUCCAAAGAGCAAGAAGCCGGUGCCUUAGCUUUAGACGCAUUGCACAAACAAGUUCUGCCAUUCAUGCUGAGAAGAUUGAAAGAAGAUGUCUUAUCCGAUCUCCCUCCAAAGAUUAUACAGGAUUACUACUGUGAGUUAAGUGAUUUACAAAAGCAGCUUUAUCAAGAUUUUGCCAAGAAGCAGAAAAAUACUGUCGAAAAGGACAUCGAAAACACAUCAGAUGUUGAAAAUAAGCAACAUAUUUUCCAAGCGCUGCAGUAUAUGAGGAAGCUCUGCAACCAUCCUUCCUUAGUGCUAUCGAAGGGUCAUCCACAAUGGGCUCAGGUUCAAGAGUACCUGAAGGAAACCGGAGUUAGCUUGCAUGACAUAGUUCAUGCUCCAAAACUGGGUGCUUUAAAGAACCUGCUUUUGGAAUGUGGCAUUGGAACUCAGGACAUUGAUAAAAGAUCCAAAAAUUAUCCUCCCCCAACAGAAAAUGUUAUAAGUCAGCAUCGUGCCUUAAUCUUCUGUCAAUUGAAAGACAUGCUGGAUAUGGUUGAAAACGACCUUUUUAAGAAGUGUAUGCCUUCGGUAACCUAUAUGCGACUUGAUGGUAGCGUGGAAUCUCGCGAUAGACAAGCUGUUGUGCGUAAAUUUAAUGAAGAUCCAUCUAUCGACUGUCUGCUACUAACUACAAAGGUAGGAGGUUUAGGUUUGAAUCUUACUGGUGCGGAUACUGUUAUUUUUGUUGAGCAUGAUUGGAAUCCGAUGAAUGAUCUUCAAGCAAUGGAUCGUGCGCAUAGACUUGGCCAAAAGAAGGUGGUAAAUGUGUAUAGAAUUAUCACUAAGGGCACUUUGGAAGAGAAGAUUAUGGGUCUACAGAAAUUCAAAAUGAACAUCGCUUCUACUGUUGUGAAUCAGCAAAACGCAGGUCUGGCGUCCAUGGAUACACAUCAGUUGUUAGAUUUAUUCGAUACAGAUAAUGUUCCGUCACAAGAAAUUGAAGAGAGAUCUGUCCAGAACGGAAAGCUAAAUGACCUGGUCAAUGAAACGGGUUUAAGCGGCAAAGCGAAAGAAGCUGUUGGCGAACUUAAAGAGUUAUGGGAUUCGACUCAAUACGAGGAGGAGUACAAUUUGGAUAACUUCAUCAAGACUUUACACUAG